AUGGCCAAAAUCUUCGACAAUGUCGUCUCAGUAGAUUCAUCGCAGCAUCCGCUCAGUGGACUGUGGAAGCCUACGCACCUUCAGCGACUUCACUAUGGGCCUGGUAGUGUAGAUAGGCACUUGCUGGAAUGCCUGCCGAACGAGAACAGCAAGGCUUUCAUCAUCACCGGCUCCUCGCUCGCAAACAAGACCGGACUUAUCAAGCAAGUCGAGAAGCUUCUUGGCAAGCACCAUGCCGGCACCUUUGACAAGAUAGGCCAACAUGCACCCGUGAAGCAGCUCGACGAGGCUACAGAACUGGUCUUGAAGGACGAGAGCAUCGACACCAUCAUCUCCGUCGGUGGUGGGAGCCCCAUUGACUCCUCAAAGGCCAUCUCGUAUCGUCUGAACGAGCGAAAGAAGGAAGCAGGAGGAGGUCAAUUCUUAUACCAUAUCUCCAUACCAACGACACUCAGUGCGGCGGAGUGCACACUCGGCGCAGGCUACACAAACGAGAAUGGUAUGAAAACAGGCGUCGCAGCUCCUCAGCUAGCACCGAGUGUGAUACUGUACGACAGCACAUUCGGCUUGGAAACACCUCCGUGGCUCUUCAUGAGCACAGGCAUGCGUGCCAUGGACCAUGCGAUGGAGCUCAUGUAUCACCCGACGUCAACGGAGAUGCCGUGUAGAUGGAUGGCGAUGUUCGCGGCUGGCGAGCUGUUUAAGAAUUUGCCAAAGUACAAGCAGAACCCCAAGGACGAGGAGGUGAUCACGCGGCUGCAAUUGGCUGCUUUUGCAUCUCUCGGCUUCCUCGCACUGAACGUAAAAGGCGGGCUCGGGCUAUCGCAUACUCUUGGCUAUGCUCUUGGAUCGCCAUAUCAGAUCCCGCAUGGUAUAACUUCAUGUCUUACACUUGGUCACGUUGUGAAGCUGAAGGCGCAGAGCUCUGAUGACGAUGCGGCACAGCUCGCACGUAUGGCACCGUUCAUCGGUGUGAAGUCUUCUGGCGACAACCAAAAGGAUGGUGUUGCCGUGGGUGAUGCGAUCCUGGAUUUGGUGAAGAGCCUAGAUCUGAAGACGACCUUGACGGAGAAGGGUGUUGGUAAGGACCAGAUCCACACGAUCGUGAACCUGGCUACACGGCAAGAGAGUGGACCUGUGUAUGAUAAGGUCAAGGAGCUUGUUGAAGGCCUGUAUUAG
Recurvomyces mirabilis is the source of this 1179-nucleotide messenger RNA. RefSeq lists its product as uncharacterized. The transcript is spliced from 3 exons. Gene Ontology annotation, molecular function: metal ion binding; alcohol dehydrogenase (NAD+) activity. Lineage: Eukaryota; Fungi; Ascomycota; Dothideomycetes; Mycosphaerellales; Teratosphaeriaceae. The record is from RefSeq and is a predicted model, not a curated record. Bases 1 to 1179 code for a protein of 392 amino acids. Gene Ontology annotation, cellular component: mitochondrion.